AUGAUUUUAAAGUUUAUUAUUCAACAAUGUGUUUUUAAAGUUGCUAAAAUAUUUUCUGAUAAUUUAAUUCAAAUUUUUAUGGAUAUUAGUUCAGUUUAUUCAUCAUCAACUUUAUUUUUUUCAAAAUUAUCAUUAUUAAUGUGUAAAGUUUUUAAUUCAAAGUGUGCCGGCAUAAGUGUACUUAAUAAAGAUGGUUUAUUCGAUACAAUUGCAUUUUGUUCAUCAACUCAAGAAUUAGAAAAUUUUUCAUAUAGUUUAAAAAAAAUUAGUAAAAACAUUACCUAUUAUGAUAACAUUAAUGAAAUUUUUAAUAAUUCAGAAAUUAUUAAAAAAUAUAAUUUAAAAAGUUAUAUGGAAAUACCAUUAAAAGAUUCAAAAGAAUUUUAUUUUGGUGAUAUUGUUUUAUUUGGUGAUCAAACUUUAAAUCCAAAUAUUUUAGAUACAAAUAUUUUAACAUUUAUAACUAAUAGAACUUCAAUGGAAUUUGAAAAAAAGAAAGUUUCAGAUCAAUUAAUUAUUGCUAAAAAUCUAUUAGACCAAUCACCAUCUUGUAGUUGUUUAGUUAGUAGAAAUGGAAAAAUCAUUAGAAAGAUUGGAGCGUUUUAUGAACGUUUAUUGGGUUUAGAAAUUGGGGAGAAUAUUAGUUCGGUUGAAAAGAGUUCUGAUAUUAGUACCAUUUUAAAACAAGUUUGUUUCGAAAAUAAUAAUCUUUCGACCGAAACAACAAUAACUAAAAAGAAUGGAGAGAAAUACCCAGCCGAAGUAUUUGUUAAAGAGAUUAGUGAUAUUCAUUCAAAUUCAAUUGGAAUAAUGAUUAUUGUACGUGAUAUUACCGAUCAAAUAAGAUUAAAAGAAAUGAAUAUUGAAUUACAAAAGAAAUCAGAAUUGGAACAAAAAAGAAAUCAAGAAUUAAUGGAGGCUAGAGAUUUGGCAUUAACAGCAACAAAAAUUAAAUCUCAAUUUCUUGCUACAAUCAGUCAUGAAAUUAGAACACCUCUAAAUGGAAUUAUAACAAUGGGAGAAAUGUUAUUAUCAACUAGUCCUUUAAAUACGGAACAACAUGAUAUAGCUGAAACUAUUUUUGGUUCAAGUGAAUUACUACUUUCAAUUACAUCAGAUAUUUUGGAUUUUAGUAAAAUUGAAGCAUCUAAAUUAGAAUUGGAAAUGAUUGAAUUCGAUUUUAUUGGUUGUUUAGAAGGUAUUGGUAAAACAAUUGGUGUUUCAAUAACUAAUAAACCAAUUGAAAUUGCAUUUUUAAUGGAUACUGAUAUUCCUCAUCGUCUUAUUGGUGACCCAAAUAGGUUAAUUCAAAUUAUGUUAAAUAUGGGUACAAAUGCUGUAAAGUAUACCGAUAGAGGUCAUAUAGUUUUUAGAAUUUCCGUUAUCUCUAGAGAACAAAAUAGAUGUAAAAUUAAAAUUAGUAUAGAUGAUAGUGGUAUUGGUAUUGGUGAAGAUCAAAGAGCACAUCUAUUUGAACCAUUUCAUCAAAUCGAUUCAUCAUCUACUAGAAAAUAUGGUGGAUCUGGUCUGGGUUUAGCAAUUUCAAGUAAACUUGCAAAAUUAAUGGGUGGCGAAGUAAUAUUAGAAAGAAGUAAACCAGGUGUGGGUUCUCUAUUCUCUGUAACUUUAAAUUUUGAACAAAUUGGUUCAAACACUUUAAAAUCUUUACUACCGGAUAAAUCAUUUUCAAGGAAUAAAACUUGUAUAAUUCUAGACAACUAUGAAUAUACAGCAUCAAUAGCAUCUCAAAGAUUUGAUCAAAUCUUUGAAGAAUCAAAUAUAAUACUGGUGAAAGAGUCAACAGUUAAAAAAUUCUUUGAAUUAGUUCAAGAAUAUAAAAUUAAUGGUGAUGUUAACAAAAUUGAUUUAAAAAAUCUUGAUCCAGAGCUAUUACCAUUCUUUGAUUCAAGUUUAAUAUGUAUUAUUGUUUUCCAUAGAUUCAUGGAUAAUCUAGAUAUAUUUUUAAAGUAUGUUAAAGAUUUCAUUGAAUUUUAUAAAAAGAAAAUUGUGGUUGCGUUGGGUAUCAAUCAUAAAAAUUUUAAAAAUUUACCAAAACGUAGAGACUUUUUAAUUUUCAAAAAACCAAUUUCCUCAACAAAUUUAAUUAAAGUUUCAAAUAUGGCUCGUAAAAUAAUACCAAAAUCUUCAUCAUCUUCAAAUUUAAUUCAAACAAUUUCACAAAUUGAUAAUCAACAACAACAACAACAACAACAACUACAACAACAAGAACAAGAACAACAACAUCAACAACAACAACUUCAACAAGAACAACAAUUUGUAACCAUUUCUCCACAUAGUGAUAGUAGUGAAAAGAAAACGACACCAAAGAAAGAUAGAGGUAAAUAUGAUUUUAAUAUCUCACCUUUAAGAAUUGAUAGAUUUGGUACGGAAUCAACAUCAUCACCAAAAAUUAAACUAUAUUCCGAUACAAGUAGUGAUAGUGGUGAAUCUGAUGAAUUUGAAUUCAGUGAAAAUCUUCGUGAAUUAAAGAGUGAUGGUGAGUUGGUAGUUUUAAAAAAUCAACCAUAUAAGGAACAAAGAUUAUCAAAUAUUCAAUUAAUCAAUGACCCAAUAGUAACUCCACCAACUCCAAAGGCAAAUUCUGAAGUUGUAUCAACAAAAGCUGAAUCAACAUUUUUCCAAUCAUCAUCUAUAACAAUUAAAGAAACAAGAAGUGAUAGUGUUAAUAGUGUAAAUAGUGUUAAUAGUGUUAAUAGUGUUAAUAGUUUAAACAGUGAAAAUUCAAAUAAUUCACUAGAUGUUGGAAUUAGAACAAGACCAAGAAUACUAUUAGUUGAUGAUAAUGCUGUCAAUAGAAAAGUAGUUAAACUUCAAUUGAAAAAAUUGGGUUAUGACUGUGAUACGGCUACCAAUGGUUUCGAAGGUUUUGAAAUGCAAAAAAAAGAUAAUUAUGAAUUAAUAUUCAUGGAUUUAAAUAUGCCUCUAUGUGAUGGUUCAAUGGCUUCAAAACUUAUUAGGUCCCAUGAAGAAUUAAAUAAUUAUAAAUCACGUGCAAAUAUAGUUGGUCUCUCUGCAACUUAUUUACAUGGUUCAAAAGAUUAUUGUGUUUCAAUGGGUAUGGAUGAUUUUGUAGUAAAACCACUUAAACUACAACCCUUGGGUGAAUUAGUUAAAAAAUAUUUAGAAGUUGAAAAUAAUAAUAAUAAUAAUAAUAAUAAUAAUAAUAAUAAUAAUAAUAAUAAUAGUAAUAAUAAUAAUUCAAAUUCAAAUUCAAAUCCAAAUUCAAAUUCAAAUUCAAAUUCAAAUUCAAAUUCAAAUCCAAAUCAAAAUCCUAAUUAUUGUAAUAACUUACCAACUGAUUUUAUUUAA
This is a messenger RNA of Dictyostelium discoideum AX4, 3330 nucleotides long. It is a transcript of the gene dhkF, whose product is annotated as histidine kinase. NCBI's taxonomy places the organism in Eukaryota, Evosea, Eumycetozoa, Dictyosteliales, Dictyosteliaceae. Gene Ontology annotation, biological process: signal transduction; phosphorelay signal transduction system. Gene Ontology annotation, molecular function: protein histidine kinase activity; phosphorelay sensor kinase activity; transferase activity, transferring phosphorus-containing groups. Bases 1 to 3330 code for a protein of 1109 amino acids. The record is from RefSeq and is a predicted model, not a curated record. The transcript has 4 exons.